Oryzias melastigma (Indian medaka) is the source of this 1423-nucleotide messenger RNA. Its product is annotated as neuritin. Gene Ontology annotation, cellular component: plasma membrane. The transcript is spliced from 3 exons. The coding region runs from base 235 to 666 and encodes 143 amino acids. The record is from RefSeq and is a predicted model, not a curated record. Gene Ontology annotation, biological process: neuron projection extension; nervous system development. NCBI's taxonomy places the organism in Eukaryota, Metazoa, Chordata, Actinopteri, Beloniformes, Adrianichthyidae.
GGGAGUGUCGCGCGCCGCUCCGGGAGCUGUCCGGUGCUGAAAGGGGGGGCGGGGGGUAGGAUGAGCUCAGCGCUCCGGGGGCCGGUAACGUCAGCAGCUACCGGAACGGGGAGCUCCAGCUCCACACCUACCGACCGCUGGUGAGCGAUGGGCGGCUGAUCGGCUCCCGGGACUCGGCGGAGCGUCUCUCGCGGCGGCACAUCGCGCCCCUCGCCGGGUCUGAGAUGGGAUGAAAUGGGAUUGCUCACGUCCAUGAAGAUCAGAGGGGUUCUGGCUGUCGCUGUCGCACUCCUCUCCCUCACACUACCAGCAGACUCUGCAGAUGUGAAUUGUGAGAACAUCUACAAAGAUUUUUCCGAUUGUGUCCUGGAGCUGGGAGACAGCAUGGACAACUACCAGGAGAACGUGACCAGUGAGAGAGGCGUGGCUGCUGUGUGCAGCCACUGGGAGGCCUUCCACACGUGUGCCCUUACCGCGCUGUCCGACUGUCAGGAGGAAGUCAGCUCCAUCUGGGAGACUCUGAGGCAGGACUCCAGGAAGAUCCGCUUCCAGGGAAGUCUGUUUGACCUAUGCAGCCCGAGCUCCUCGCCCGACAUACGCUGGUGUCUGACUGCCCUGAUCAUGCCACUGAUGCUGGCCAUGACUGGGCAUGACUUGUAUAAAUAGAACAGAGCUGUUCUGAUGACGAGAAUAAUUUAUAUCCACAAAUUUAAGCCAAGGAUCCAAGAGACAAAUAGCUAAAAGGGUUGUUAAAAAGCCACAGAUGUCACUGGAAAGACAAUCAGUUUUUGUUUGAAUGGAUCAUGUAUUUUAAUUUUGUUUUUCCUUGUGUCUUGUGAAGGAAACUCCAUCCGAUAAGAUGAAGCAGAUUGAAGUCCUUUGGGUGUUUUUAGGUGGUGUUUGAUCAAAGCACAGCAGCUCAGUCUGCAUUUAGGAGUGAAUCAAAUCUGUAAAGUUGUAUUAUACAUAUAUGCUCAUGGUAUUUCUCCACUAUGUAUUAAUGCAUUGUUUAAAAGUGUGCUGAUUGUUAAAGGAGCACUUUGACUUUUUUAGUAAUUGAUGCUACUUUCAGUAAAAGCUGACUAUAAUGGCUCCUAACGAAAAACCUUAUUGUCAUAUUCAAUAGAUUUUACUAUUUUGUAAACAUUUAAAUAUUUGUAAUUAGUUGUGUUUUGAAAAUUUUUCAUCCAGAUUUGGUCUUAACGGAACCCUCUUCCCCAUGCUGUUUUUCUCUGUCUUUAAACGGCAAAAAAGUAAAAAGAAAAAAAAGAGAGAGAAGAAAAUGAAACCAAUGGUCGAAAAGGGGAGAAGAAAGGGAAAAAAGGACGAAACAUAGAGGAUAAUAUCACUAGAGAUGACAUGCAGGCUUUUUACUAUUGUUCAAGAUACAUAAAGAGCGACGCCAUAUUGGGAUGGUAUAAAA